CGCAAGCAUCGCGCGUAUAGAAGGUCCUCGCUGAACUUUGGUGUGUGCAGUAAUCAGCAAAAACAACGACAAUGGGCGACAGCGACGAAGACGAAACCCUCUACUACCGUUACACCACCCCUACACCUUCUCAACCAUCCUCCUCCACCACCACCAAACGCGGAAGCGGCGGCUUAGCUCCGUCAAAAUCAACCGUUUACGUUAGCAAUCUUGACUACAACCUAACAAACUCCGACCUCUUCACCAUAUUCUCCACCUUCGGCAAGGUCGCUCGCGUCACCAUCCGCAAACACCCCACCACUCGUCUCAGCCGCGGCAUCGCCUUCAUCCUCUUCGUCUCCCGCAACGACGCCGUUUCCGCCGCCCGCCAAAUGAACGGAAAAAUCCUCAACGGUCGCACCUUAACUGCUUCCAUUGCCGCCGACAACGGCCGUGCUCCCGAGUUCAUUCGUCGCCGUGUUUACAAGGACAAGUCCAGGUGUUAUGAGUGCGGUGAAGAAGGUCACCUCAGCUAUGAGUGUCCCAGGAAUCAGCUCGGUAAUAGGGAACGCCCCGUUCCGAAGAAGGGUAGGAGAGAGACUGAGCAGAGGAAAAAGACCGAGACUGAAGCCGAGGCCGGGGCCGAGGCCGAGGAAGAGAUAGAUUGGAAUGAGGAAGAUAAUUGGGCUUCUGUGGUUGAUAGUGGUGCUGAUCAGAGAUUGUUGAUGGGAGUGGAACAAGAGAAAUUGGGGAAAGGGAAGAAAGUGAAGAAGAACCCUAGCUAUUUUAGUGAUGAAAGUGGGGAAGAAGACUGAAUAUACUUUCAUAUGGGGUAAUUAUUGUAAGCUCAUAUGCUCUGAUCGCGCUUCAAUCCAUCUUUGAUUGAUUAUGAGGGUUCAAUUUAAUGCUAGGAACAUUGGGGACAAUGUUGCAUCAUGGGACUCUGUUUUCAUACAACUGGCAGAAAGCUGGUAAUGGAGCAAGCUAUAUGAAAAUAUGGGAGACGCCGAGACGGUGAUCUAGGGAGUAGUAUAUACUUUGUGGUAAGGAGGAACAGAAAAAAAAAGAUUUGCAGGCAUUUUGAGAACUAUCUUGGGAGCUCUUGCACCAAAAGCAAUAGACCGAAUACCCUAAUGCUGCCGUAGAUAUUGGAUCACUUGUUAUUGUCGUGUAUAAUCUGGGUGUUAACCGCAGUUAUGCUUAGUGAACACUAGAGGAGAAGGUAGAUGGUCAUGGGCUUAUCAGAAAGUUGAUGAUAUGGUCCAUUUUUAAACGAGUUGCUCUCAAAUUCUCAAUUUUUUGCCUGGUGCUUCUUUGCUGGAUAA
Molecule: messenger RNA, 1304 nt
Organism: Beta vulgaris subsp. vulgaris (sugar beet)
Lineage: Eukaryota; Viridiplantae; Streptophyta; Magnoliopsida; Caryophyllales; Amaranthaceae
Product: U11/U12 small nuclear ribonucleoprotein 31 kDa protein
Exons: 3
Coding region: 72-794 (240 amino acids)
Biological process (GO): mRNA splicing, via spliceosome
Cellular component (GO): U12-type spliceosomal complex
Molecular function (GO): RNA binding; zinc ion binding
Source: RefSeq, a predicted model, not a curated record